AUGCUCUUCUCUCGCUCCCUUCGCCUUUCGUGCAACCCUCUUCGAUCGAUAAGGCCUCGUCCAACAUUUUUCUCAACAUUCGGUCCACGCUACUCUAUCGACAUGGGGACCGUAGAUACUACUGAACGCUUGUUCAAGCUGCGGCAGUUGAUGCAGCAGCACAAGGUGGAUGUGUACAUUGUUCCUUCGGAAGAUAGCCACCAGUCCGAGUACAUUGCACCAUGUGAUGCCCGACGAGAGUUUAUCUCUGGAUUCUCUGGAUCUGCUGGCACUGCAAUCAUUUCUCUGAGCAAAGCUGCUCUCUCAACCGACGGGCGUUACUUCAACCAAGCCGCGAAGCAAUUGGAUACCAACUGGCAGCUUUUGAAGCGCGGAGUGGAGGGGGUUCCCACAUGGCAGGAAUGGUCCCUGGAGGAGGCCCAGGGUGGAAAGGCCGUUGGCGUUGAUCCCUCCCUGAUCACGGCGUCCGGCGCACGCAAACUGGCAGAGACCCUUGAAAAGAAUGGGUCAUCACUGGUUGGCAUUCAGGAAAACCUGGUCGAUCUGGUGUGGGGCAAGGAUCGCCCUGCGCGUCCCAGUGAGAAAGUGCGCGUACACCCCAGCAAGUAUGCCGGCAAGACCUUCCAGGAGAAGGUCUCUGAGCUGCGCAAGGACCUCGAGGCCCGGAAGAAGGCCGGCUUUAUCACCUCCAUGCUUGAUGAAAUCGCUUGGCUGUUCAACUUGAGAGGAACCGACAUCCCGUACAACCCUGUCUUUUUCUCAUACGUCUUGAUCACCCCGACCACAGCUGAGAUCUAUGUCGAGGAGGACAAAUUGACCCCAGAAGUCAAGGCUCAUCUUGGACAAGAUGUUAUUAUCAAGCCAUACGACUCCAUCUUCGCUGAUGCCCAGGCUCUUGCUGCCCGAUCCCAAGCCACUGGCGAGGAUGCUGAAAAAUUUUUGCUGUCUAACAAAGCAUCAUGGGCUCUGAGCAUCAGUCUCGGCGGUGAAGCCAAGGUUGAGGAAACUCGCAGCCCCAUCUCCGAUGCCAAGGCUGUCAAGAAUGAGAUCGAGCUGGAGGGCAUGCGGGCUUGCCACAUCCGUGACGGCGCUGCCUUGACUGAGUACUUUGCUUGGCUUGAAAAUGAACUCGUUAACAAGAAGACUGUUUUGGAUGAAGUUGAUGGUGCUGAUAAACUCGAGCAAAUUCGUUCCAAGCAUGAGCUCUUUGCGGGCCUCUCUUUCGAUACCAUCUCCUCGACAGGACCAAACGGUGCUGUCAUUCACUACAAGCCCGAGAAGGGAAGUUGCUCCAUCAUCGAUCCUAACGCCAUCUACCUCUGCGACUCUGGUUGUCAAUACUAUGACGGAACCACCGAUACUACCCGAACUUUCCAUUUCGGUACCCCCACCGAGUUUGAGAAGCGUACUCUCACUCUGGUCCUGAAGGGAACUAUUGCGAUUGAUGAGGCAGUUUUCCCCAAGGGAACCAGUGGUUUCGCCAUCGACGUUUUGGCGCGCCAGCACUUGUGGAAGGAGGGCUUGGAUUUCCUCCACGGAACAGGCCACGGUGUUGGCUCUUACCUGAACGUGCACGAGGGUCCUAUCGGCAUUGGCACUCGAGUCCAAUACACCGAAGUUCCCAUCGCAGCUGGAAAUGUUAUCUCCGAUGAACCUGGAUAUUAUGAGGAUGGCAAAUUUGGAAUCCGGAUUGAGAACGUUGUUAUGUGCCGCGAGGUCAAGACUCCCCACAACUUUGGAGACAAGCAGUGGCUAGGCUUCGAGCAUGUCACCAUGACCCCCAUUGGUCGUAAUCUGAUUGAACCCUCGCUUUUGAGUGACGCCGAGCUCAAGUGGGUGAACGACUACCACGCUGAGAUCUGGGCGAAGACAGAGCACUUCUUCCAGGCUGAUGACUUGACUCGCUCAUGGCUCGAGCGUGAGACUCAGCCCAUCUCCAAAUGA
Molecule: messenger RNA, 1944 nt
Organism: Penicillium olsonii
Lineage: Eukaryota; Fungi; Ascomycota; Eurotiomycetes; Eurotiales; Aspergillaceae
Source: the annotation of a GenBank genome assembly